Plasmodium gallinaceum is the source of this 3819-nucleotide messenger RNA. RefSeq names its product ABC transporter B family member 4, putative (gene ABCB4). Lineage: Eukaryota; Apicomplexa; Aconoidasida; Haemosporida; Plasmodiidae. Gene Ontology annotation, molecular function: ABC-type oligopeptide transporter activity; ATP binding; ATP hydrolysis activity. The transcript has a single exon. Bases 1 to 3819 code for a protein of 1272 amino acids. Gene Ontology annotation, cellular component: membrane. Gene Ontology annotation, biological process: transmembrane transport. The record is from RefSeq and is a predicted model, not a curated record.
AUGAAAUUCUUAUGUAAUUUAAUAUUUUUUUACUUUUUAAGUUGUUAUUUAAGUAAAAAUUUAUACAAAAAUAAAUAUCUAUUUAAGCAAAAUAAAAAAGGAAGCAUAUUUUCUAUAAAAUGUCGUAAAAAACAUAUAAAAAAAAGGGAUACUAAUAUACAUUUCUAUAAUUUCUUACACCAAAAUAAAGCUUUGCAUGAAAAGAAAAAUUAUAAACUUACUUUUAGUAAAAUUAAUUAUAAAUCAAAAAGAAAAAAAAUUAUUAAUUUCUUAAGAAUUGUGAAAUUAAAUGAUUUAAAAAAAAAUAAUGAUUUUUUAUUUUCAUUAAACAGUAGGAAACAUAGUGAAAAAUCAAAUAGGAAUUUGUUGUCUAGUUUAUUUUGUAAAGCUUUGGAAAAGAGUAAAAUCAAAAGUAAUUUGUUAAAUGAUGCAACAAAACUAUUUAGAAUAAUAAGAGAAAGUAAAUAUAUUUUUGCUACAGGAUUUCUAUUAACUAUUGUAUCUUCAAUUGUAGAUUCAUAUAUUCCUAUAUUUUUAUCAAAAACUUUAUCCUUUGUAAUGAAUAAAAGUUCUGGAAUUUUAAAGAAUAAAAACUUUCAAAUUUUGAAUUCUUUUAUUUAUUAUUUAAAUUUUAAUAAUCCUUUUUAUAUGUAUGUAUUAGUUUCUCUUUUAAGUUUACUUUUUUCUUCUUUCAGAUCAUAUAUAUUUAAUGUAUGUGCAUAUGUAAGUACAUGCAAGUUACAAAAUUAUUUAUUUAAUGUUUUAAUAUACAAAAAUAUAAGUUUCUAUAAGAAAAAAGGGAAAGGAGAAUUAAUAAGUAGAUUAAAUAUAGAUUCAUCCGAAUUAAUUGAUAUUUUCACCACUAACCUAAUUGUAUUAUUAAGAAAUAUGAUUAAAAUUGCAUUGUCUUUUUAUUUUCUCUAUAAAAUAAAUAUAAGCUUAUUUAUAGUAUCCUUAUUUAUUGUUAUAAUUAUUUCAAACGUUUCUAUAUUUUUUUCAAGUAUUUUUCGUAAAUUUGCAAAGGAUGAAAGUUAUAUCAUUGCACAAUCUAACAACAUUAUAGAAGAAUCUAUCUAUAAUUUUUCUCUUAUACAUGCAUUUAAUACACAUAAUAAAGAAAUAGAAAAAUUUAAUAAAUCGUUAGAUAAUAUUUAUUUAUGUAGGAUAAAAUUAGGUUUAUUAUAUAUGUUGGAAAAAUUUUUCAUUCGUUUAAUUGAUAUGAUAACUUUUGUUGUAACCCUAAUUCUAAGUAAAAAAACAUUAGAAAAUAAUAAUUAUGUUGAAUCUAGAACUAUAAUUUCAUCGGUUAUAUAUAUGCAGAAUAUUAUAUCUCAAUCUUGCACAAUUGAACAGCAAUAUUCACGAGUUCAAGAGCUAAUUGGUAAUGCAGAAGAUGUUAUAAAAUUAAUUGAAAGGGAAACUUUUCGUAAUAAUCAAAAUAAAAUUAGUACAAAUAAAUAUAAUAUAUCAAGUUUCUUUAACUUAAUUGAUUUAAAAAAUAUAAUUUUAAAAUAUUCCCUCAUAAAAAAAUUUCAAACUAUUCAAAAAAAUGCAGAUUAUGUUGCUAAUAUUAUUAAACCUAAUUAUCUUAAACUCUUUGAAAGAAAUUAUAAUAAUUUAAUGAAGUUAUUGUUGGAUAAUAAAUCUUGUUUAAAUGAUGAUGAAUUCUAUUUAUGCAAAGAAGUGAAAAAGGUGAAAAAUGAGAAAAAUGAAAAAAAUGAGAAAAAUGAAAAAAAUGAAAAAAAUGAAAAUAGUUUUAAAGAAAAACAUAUAAAUAUUCAGGAUAAAGAAACCUCGAUGCCAAUAAAAAAUAAUAUACAUGAUACAAAAACAGAUAAAUUAAGCAUUCUUUCAGUUAAUGAAAAAAAUAUAAAAUUUGAAAAAAAAAAAGAAAAUAAUUCUAUAAAAUUAAAUAAAGAAAAUGAAAUUAGUAAUGUUAUGAAAAGUCCUAGUUCUAAAAAUAACAAUGGAGAUAAUUUCAAUAAAUAUGAUCUUUCAAAUAAAUUAAAAAUAAACAAGUAUGAUAUAAAUAUUGAAGAAAUUUACAAUUUUAUUAAAAAUGAUGAUGAACUUAUUAUAAAAUACAACUUGGAUAGAAAAUUUAUAAAUUUUUUAUUGUCAAAGUAUAAAAAAAAUAUUUUAUCAUUAAUCUUAAAGUUGUAUGAAGAAAAAAAUAAUUUUAUAAGCGAAAAUUUUUUAUUUAUGUUUGAUAAUAUUUGUUCAUUUAAAAAAUUGUCCAUUAAAGACAAAAAGAGUAUUCUAAAAAUGAGUAACGUAACAAAUAAGACAUUAUAUAUAAUAUUGCUAACUUUUUUGUUUUACAAUUAUUCAAAGUUUUAUUAUAAAAAAAAAAGAAAAAACAUAAUCAAUUUUUUAGAAAAAAAACAUAAAUUGUCAUGUAAUAAUCAAAAUGAAAAUUUAAAUAAUAAUAAUAAUAAUAAUAAUAAUAAUAAUAAUAAUAAUAAUAAUAAUAAUAAUAAUAAUGAAAUAAAUGAUGCAAAUAUAAACAAUACAAAUAUGAGUGAUGUUUUAAAUGAUGCAACUAUAAAUGAUUGUAAUGUGAAUGAUAUUCAAGGAAAAAACAACAUUGAAAAUAGCAACAUGUACUUAUUAAAAACUGAAUUAAUAAAUUACGAAGAAAUUUUAAAAAAAAAAAAAAAAAAAAAGAGCCUUAUUAAUAUAUUUCCAUACAUAAUACAGAACGCCAUAAAAGAAUUGGAAAUUUUAAAAUUUAUUGAUGAAAAUUACAAAUAUAUAAAUGAAAAUUUAAUGAUGGAUAAUGUAAAAGAUGAAAAAAAAGGAAGCACUUUAAUUUUUGAAAAUGUUGACUUUUAUUUUGCAAAAUACCCGAAGAAUAAAAUUUUAUCAAAUAUUAAUUUAAAAUUUUCACCAGAAUAUACAUAUGGGAUAUUAUGUUAUAACGAUUCAGGAAAAGAAUAUUUGUCAAAAUUAUGCUCACGAUUAUAUAAUAAAAAAUAUGGGAAUAUUCUAUUAGAUAAUGAAAAUAUAGAAGAUAUAUCUAAAUAUAUUUUGACAAAAAAAAUUUCUUUAAUAGAAGAAGAAAGUUAUUUGUUUAGUGAUACUAUAAUAUACAAUAUACUUUAUUCUUACAACUGUGUAACAAAAGAAAAUAAAAUUUUAUCACAUUUAAAUUAUGAUUUUAAAUUAAAUCAUAAUAAUAUAAAUAAUUGUGUCCAUUUAUUUUUAGAUCACGACUUUUUAAGUGAAAAUAAUAAAAAAAAAAAUAUAUCAAAAUUAAAUAAAAAAAUUUUAAAUGAUAAUGAGAUAAUUCAAGAAAAUAGUGAUAUAAAUUUUAAAAGGUGCCUGAUGUGUGGAAAGAAUAUAAACACACGGUUAAUUGAAGAGCAAAAAAAAAAAAAAGGUUAUAACAAAUAUAAAGUACAUUUCAUAAAAAAGCUAUAUAAAGAAAUCAUGAAAGUAUGUAAAAUUGUUCGUCUAAAAGAUGUAAUCAAUUGUUAUAACGAUAAAUUCUUUCACAAAAUUAAUGAUAAAAUAUUAUCUGGAGGACAGAAACAAAAAAUAUCAUUAGCAAGAGCAAUCAUAAAAAAACCCCAAAUUUUAAUUUUAGAUGAAGCCUUCAGUGCAUUAGAUUCAGAUAAUGAAUUAAAAAUAUUUUCAAACAUAAAAAAAUACUUACCAAAUUGUACCAUUAUAAAUAUUUCUCACAAAACAACGACAAUUAAUCAUUGUGAUUAUAUUUAUAUAUUAAAAGAUGGAAAAAUUAUAGAAGAGGGUUUGAGAUUAAAAUUGAUGAAAAAUAAAAAUAGUGAAUAUGUAAAAAAAAUCAAUGAAUUAUGA